Molecule: messenger RNA, 1016 nt
Organism: Trichobilharzia regenti
Lineage: Eukaryota; Metazoa; Platyhelminthes; Trematoda; Strigeidida; Schistosomatidae
Source: the annotation of a GenBank genome assembly
GUCGCAAUAGUUAGAGCGCGCAAUUAGCAUAAUACGUUACCAAAAAUCUCGAGGUUUCUGUAAGACUGUUUAAGAAUCUGUCGAUGGUAGUUUCAUGAUUGCUAUCGUCUUUUGAGAUCAAGCUUCAUAAUGCUUUCUUCUACGUUUAUGCCUAUGAAAAUCAUUCCGUUGAAUUUAAUCCGCCGGUAAGAUGAGCCAAUUACGUAGUACUUAUAAAAACAGGUGCCGAAGUUAUGGUAUCAAACCAAGGAAUUUUGAUCCUCCCUAUUUGUCUGUUAAACCACCUAUUCAUGUGUAUCAAGGAGUACAAUUUGAUAUAAGCGGGCAUGAUUAUGCACAGUUAGAAAAAUUCACAUCGUAUAUACACAAGUUUUUCAAUAAUCAUGGGUUUGAAGUUGAGAAUUUUCCACUGCCUCCCAAAAAGAAAGCUUACCGGUUGUAUCAUACUAAUUCUACGAAGAUUCAAUCUGAAUUUGAAAUAUCGGAGUUCAGGAGAAUAUACAGAAUAUCUGGUUUGAAAGCCGUUCAUUUACCAAUAUUGUUGGAUCUUAUCUACCAGAACUUACCUGCAGGAAUUAAAAUUAGUGUUGGGAAGACAGAUAAAACAUUGGAUGAAGAUCGUUUUGUUCCUCAGUUGGAAAGAGAAGCAUUAGAGAAAGAGUUGUCAAAGCUCAAAGUCUAACAAUUUCAGUCUUGUUGUACAAAAAUACAAUUACUAAAGCUUGAGUCGAUUGUUUUAAAUUGUUUUUGGGAAAUUACAUUUCGUUGAUUUAGAAAUCAGGGGUUUCCUUUAGUGAAGUUUUGAUGGUAUUCAAGCUUGUUUAGCGUUUGAGAGAACCAUUUACCAAGUAUUUCUAGAUUUUACUAUGAUUUUGAAAUAAUUGUUAGUUGGCUUUUUGAUAUGUUAUUGCAUUAAAUGCCAUUGAACUCUUGAAAGCUCUUCUUUAAGGUCACAAAGUUCAAUGAUAAGUAGGAUUGUAAUUUCUCACCCGUGGAUUGAAUCAUUUUAUAAGUGA